CAGAGAAUUGUGAGAAAGGAAAAACGUAUACAUAUCGACUUCAUAUACAUACGCACUCCGAAAUUCCCUUCUUAUCACGGACCUAUCGAUGUGAGCGUAGCCUAAUAACGUAUCGUUAUCACGCCAGGCGCACGGAUAGACGACGCGGCGGGAGCAGACGAGGGGAACGACGAUUGGUCGUCGUCGCGUGGGGGGGGAAGCGCUGAUUGGUCGCUGGAGUAGGGAUAGCACUCGUCGAGCAGUUCACAUCCGACUGCCGUAAGUUGCGGUCUCGCUGGUGCGCUUCUUGUUUAUCGCGCUCUUGCCGCACGUCUCUUUCCCUCGCCUUUUCCAUUCGACUAGUUGGAUCAUCCCGUCGUACAGGCCGCGUGACGUUCACCGGCUGUCAAUGAGAUGCGCGAUGUCGGCGUGUCGCAGUUUUCUCUGUGAAAAACGCGUGGUUCUUCGCGUGCACGCGCGCGCGCACGUAUAUAUGCGCGCGUGACUGUAUUUUUGGUGUGUAUCUUUGGUUGCGACGUUUGUUGCGACCAGCAAGUAAACAGGUGACGCCGACGAGCGGAGCGAAACGGCGGCGCCGCGCCAUGCCACGCCGCGCCGGUAGCGGUUGACCUUUUAAAACGUACGGUGCGUCGCGUGCAAAUUGCGCGAAAUAGCAGCGGCCGGUGAUCGACAGUGUUUGAAAUAAAUCACCGCACCGCAACUGUACACACGCGGUGGACACCGUUCGGUAUACUGUGUCAAGGCCACCGGCGUCCACUACGUAGCGCAUUUCUCUGCGCAGUAUCGGAGGAAGCGGGGAAAAGAGAAAAAAUCUUCCACGUUCCGCGAUCUGUCGGAAAAACUCGCGACUUCACGGUUGCGCCUCGAAAUCCGCGCCUCCGAUCUGAAAGACAGUGUCAAAAUUCGAUAUCAAUUUCCGACGAACAAAUAGCAAACGGUGGGGAAGCCUUGUGUGCGUGCAUGACUGUUGAGCCCCGCAAGUUGGAACGACAGUUUGCGUUUGUCAGAUCACUAUCGAUGUUUCGAUCGAUGUAGAAAGAUCGCGUGAAGGUGACAAUCUGGAUUUACCUCGCGAGUUUCAGUGAAGCGGUGCUUGUGCGCGAGGUCUGUAGGGAGUAGAGUUUAUAUGUUGCGGUUAUACGCCGCUCUGAUAGUCGCUGCACAUCGAUAAGGAACUCGCGGAACGAUAUAUUGCGAGAAUAGUCCCGUGGGAAACGACGGAACAUUCAACGCCGCAUCGACCAAUCAAGUUCGACAACCUCUAUAAUGAGUCGUGAGAUGUUCGUCGAAUUCAAAGGCAAUUGAAGAAUUAUUCGCCAAAUAAGCUGUCGAAUAAUCGCCGAUUAAUUACCACUUAUACCCGACUAAUUCGGCCGUCACAUCGUUGCGAUAAGGACGAUUGCAUCGUCAACGACGCUGCCGUUCUCCAAUAUGGCGAACGCGAUACCACUUGCCGCAAACUGUGUUUACCGGUGCAGUCGAGCGAUUUAUUGAAUAAAUCUUGGACAAAAUUGCAAUAUUGACAGUCAUCGUUAUUCCCUCGCUACAUAAACAUUGAAACGAUAUCGGUGGAUCGAAAAAUCGAAUUGAAAAGUUACGAUGGCCAACGACGACGGGCGAACGUAUUUUUUACGGGCGGACGGAUGAGAGAAUUCUUUUGCACUGUGUAGAAAACGUAUAUUUUUUUGUAUAAAUGUACCUUGAAGUGUACGGCAUGUGGCAGCAACAACAACCGCAGCAGCAGCAAGCGUAUCUGAGGAGUUUACCGCCGCAGCAUCCGCAGCAGCAGGCUCUCCAUCAAGGGAUCAUCGGCAUGGACAACCGCGCGCAUCAACAGCAUCAUCAGCAUCAUCGCGCUACCGUUAUGGAUCUACCGGUACCAAGCAAUCCACGUGCGUCACGGAACAUGGCGGAAAAACAACGCCGCGACAAUCUCAACGCGAAUAUAUCGACGAUGGCGACCCUCGUGCCAAGCGUUGCUGGAAGUUCGAGGAGAAUGGACAAAAUAUCCAUUCUUAGGUUGGCCACCGCUUUCCUGAGAACACGCUACACGCUCGGAAGUGGCUCGAUGAAUUUUCUUCCUUCGCAGUUUAACGAUCAAUUCGAUCUAGAACAAUUUUUCGUUGACCACCUGAUUGACAGCGGAGGCUUUUUUCUCAUAGUCACUGCAACAGGAAAAAUCGUCUACGUCAGUCGACAAGUAGAGCAACAUCUCGGCCAUGUUCAGGUGAGUUUUCCUCAUCAUUUUCCUCAUCAUGUGAUGCGAAGAAUGAUCUCCAUUAACGUUACUGAAGACCGUAAUUUUAUUUUUUUCUUCGAGCUCUUUAUUUUAAUCAAUUGCUUGAAGAUCGCAGAUAUUUUGCCACUAGGGAAAAAUGUAUUUUAGAAAAAUCCAUAGUGUCAAGGAGAUAUCCUAUUGGCUUUUGCAUUUUAUUUAAAAGUACAGAAAAUCGAAUAAUUUAUGAUUUUGGAAACGC
Messenger RNA from Pogonomyrmex barbatus (red harvester ant), 2477 nucleotides. RefSeq lists its product as uncharacterized. The record is from RefSeq and is a predicted model, not a curated record. Gene Ontology annotation, cellular component: cytoplasm; transcription regulator complex; nucleus. Gene Ontology annotation, molecular function: protein dimerization activity; DNA-binding transcription factor activity. Lineage: Eukaryota; Metazoa; Arthropoda; Insecta; Hymenoptera; Formicidae. Gene Ontology annotation, biological process: regulation of DNA-templated transcription.